Messenger RNA from Aspergillus novofumigatus IBT 16806, 5157 nucleotides. Its product is annotated as PT repeat family protein. Bases 1 to 5157 code for a protein of 1718 amino acids. NCBI's taxonomy places the organism in Eukaryota, Fungi, Ascomycota, Eurotiomycetes, Eurotiales, Aspergillaceae. The transcript is spliced from 4 exons. The record is from RefSeq and is a predicted model, not a curated record.
AUGGCUCUCACCAAUGGAGAGACCGUCACUAUUUCCAUCCGUCGUCCAACGGAGACCCCCGCCAUCUACGUUGCGGGGACGUUCUCGAAUCCCAAAUGGGAGCUUCUGGAGCUCAGCGCCAAACCCGUAGAGCACAAGGAUGCGGACGGGAACCCCGCUAAGACCGAAUACCUCUUCUCCAGAGAUGUUGAAUUGCCCGAGGGUCAAUACCAGUAUCGGUUCAGGGAGGGUACUGAUGGUCCGUGGUUCCACGAUAAGGAUGCGAAGCAUGCUGCUGAUGACGAAGGCGUCGUCAACAAUAUCCUCACUGUUGGCUUGAGUUCAUCCGCUGCGGCGCCUGUUGCCGCGGAAGCUAAGGCUGUCCAGAAGGAAACCGAAACUCCUGUUCAGAAUGGCACCAGCGAGAAGGUCGAGGAGACCGCGAAAGAGUCCGAGGUGCAACCCACAACGACAACCGAGGCGGCGAAGGGCGAAGUGCCAAAGGAGACUGAUAUCCCGGUGGUUGUUGAGAAAGAUCUUCACGCUGAGUCCGAACCCACGAUACAGGAGGUGAAGCCGGAGCCUGUUUCCGACACAUCCAACCAGAGCGACAUCCAGAAGGAUGCCACAACAGAACCUGCCUCGAACGCAGCCGCAGAACCUAAGACCAACGGCACCCACUCUACUGAGCAGAUUCCGGAAUCACAACCUGAUAGAGCUGUUGUGGAGAAGGCGGAGCCAGUGGAAGAGAAGGCAACUGAGGCUUCUCUGACAACUACAAAAGACGACAAAGAAAACAAGCCUGAAGAGAUUCCCAGCACUUCUGUUGAAACCGAGAAGCCUGAGACAAAGGAGGUCGAGAAGGCUGAGGAUCAGAAGCCGCAGGAUGUUGAAAUCGCCCCUGCUGCAGUUGAAGAGAAGACGGACGCCGCUAAAGAAUCAGAAGAGCCAGAGUCUGCCCUUGGAAAGUCCCAGGAAGACGCUGCGCCCGCACAAACAGUGACGGAGGAAGUGCCUGUUGUGGAAUCUAAUCCAGUGGAGCCAUCUUCAGCCCAACCGACAAAGGCCGAGACGGCCCCUACAGAGACAGCCACUGAUGAGGCGCCACUCGCCGAAGAAUCCUCCGAGAAAGCAGUACCCGCGGAACCCAUCGCUGAAGAGAAGGCUCAAACGACCAUCCAGGAUGAGUCACCCUCUCGGAACAACGUGGAGGAACGGCCAGCACAGGAGUCUGUCGAGGCGAAGAAGGUGGCCGACGAGCCAGCUGGGGCUUCUGGUGUCGAGCACUCGGCUACUGACGAGGCAGUUGUUGAGGAACCGAUCAAGGAAUCCGUCCCUGAGGAGAUUCCUGAAGAUUCUAAGAAGGAAGUUGCUGCAGAGACUCCUGUCGCAGAGUCAUCAACGACUGAGAAGGUCGAAGAGACGGCCCCUGAGGCUGAGAAGGAGCCAGCUGUUGAAGAAUCUGCCAAGGAACUGAUCCACGAGGAACAAGCAACCGAGACGGUUGCUGAAGAACCUUCCAAGGAGACACUGGUUGAGGCAGUUGCUGUAGAGACUCCUGUCGCAGAGUUAUCAACGACUGAGAAGGGGCCAGCUGUUGAAGAACCUGCCAAGGAAUCGACUCACGAGGAACAAGCAACCGAGACGGUAGUUGCCGAAGAACCGGCUAAGGAGACACUGGUCGAGGCAGUUUCUGCAGAGGAGCCUGAGGUGAAAUCCGCAGAACAGCCUGCCGUCGCCGAAGAGUCUGCCAAGGAGACUGUCGCCGAGCAGCCAUCUGCUGAGAUUGUUUCCACAGAGGAUUCAGCACCUAUUGCGGAAGUGACAGCCGCCAAGGAGCCCGAGGCGCAGGCAACUGAAGAGCCAGCCGCUGAUGAAACCAUCAACAAAGAGGUUGAGGCAUCAACGGAAGAGCCUACUGCUGCCCAAGAGUCUGCCAAGGAGCCUAUCAGCGAUGAGCCGGCAGCCCAGGUGCCUCAGGCCGAAGAAUCUGCAAAGGAAUCCUCUGCCGAAUUGGCAGCCGCAGAAGAAAUCACCGGCAAGGAGGCCGAGACACAUACGGAGGCGUCUACCGCUACUGAAGGACCCGCCAAGGAACUUGUCAGUGAUGAGCCUGCUGUUCAAUCUGCCUCAACCGAGGAGACCGCAGAACCAGUUAAGGACGAGACCACUCAAGUGGUAGCCGCCGAGGAACCCGAGCCACAGGCAGCCGAGACAUCUGCCACCAAGCUCGAAGCACCAACGGAAGAGUCCACUACUACAGAGGAGCCCGCGAAGGACCCAGUUAGCGAGGAAGCGCCGAAUCAGACUCUUCCUGCCGUGGAGCCCUCCAAGGAAGCCACAGCUGAAGAGGUAGCAAAAGAAGAGCCUACAAGCGAAGCAGCGCCAGAACCCGCUGUUGUCGAAGCAGACGUCAAGGAACCUGUUCAAGAUGAAGCUGCGACUGAAGCUCUGGCUGGGGACAAGCCGGCCACCCAGGAGUCUGUUGCUGAAGAGUCUUCCAAGCCAUCGGAAGUGAGCGAACCAGUGGUUCCAGACGUUUCCGCUGAAACUCCUGCCACUAAAGAGGCUGCCUCGAGCGAAACGCCUGCGGUAGUGUCAAAGGUUGAAGAGCCAGAGGUCGAGGAACCCGCAAACGAGUCCCAUGUCGAAGCAAUCGAGGAAAAGACUGCCGAGUCGAAGGACGAAGCUCCUGCUGCUCCCGAGGCACCAGAGGCAUCGGCUGCCGAGACCGCCGUUCCUGAACCUGCGAACGAAUAUCCCGAGGUCGAAGCUGCAGCUAAAGAGCCAGCCACUGUUGAAUCGGCCCAAGAGCCCAUCGCGACCACACGAGAGCAAGCUAAGGAAGAGGUGGCCAUCAAGGAGCCCACCGAAGCUACUGCUACCGAAGAAGCAGUUCCUGCGGAAGUAUCUGAGGUAAAGGAGGAAAUUGAAGAACCUGUUGCCGUUACUGAGAAGUCCGAAUUGCCCGCCGAUGAGCCUACUCUCUGCAAGGAUUGCGGUCCCGAGGAGGCUACGACUGAGGAGGCCGCCACCCAGGAGCCCAAGACCAGUGACGAGCCUGUUGGAGAAACCAAGGCCACUGAAGUGACUAUCGAAGAGCCAACUGCGGCGGAGACAACUGAAUCCGCCCCGGUUGAGGAGGCCGCUGAGUCAGAGACAGUGGGCGCUACUGAGAAGGAGUCCGCUGAAGAGACAGUCUCUACGGACGUGACUGCAGAGGAACCCUCUAUUGCCGAGGAAGUAGUUUCUUCAAAGCCCGCGACGGAGGAACCAGUCUCAGAGCCGCAGAUCAGUGAGGUGGCUGAACCUGCUGAGCAGGAAACCACCCCUCGGGCACCUGCUCAAGAUGAAGUUGCCGAGGCGGCAGCGACUGAAGAACAGCAGGAAGAUGAGACUGCACCGGUAGAACCUACUGUGCCCGAAGCGCCUGUUGCCAACCCUGCUGUUGAUGAACCUGCCGAGAAUGAGAGUCCCAAAGAUGUAGUGUCUGAAGAGCCUUCUCAGGAGUCAACUUCCGAGGAACCAGCUGUCCAGGAGGCCGCCACUGAAGCGGUUACUGCGAGCGCCUUGGCCGAUGAGCCUGCUGUGGAGAAGCAAGUUGAAGCCCCGGCUACGGUCGAGGAACCUCAAGAAGAAGAGAAAGCCGCGGAACAGCCCUCAGUCAGCGAACGACAAGAGGAGCUCGCAGCAGAGCAGGUCCCCACCAAGGAUGUUGCUGAGGAGCCAGUCGCAGAAGAAGCGACCAAGCACACAGAGGAGACAGAGGCCGCUGAGCCGGUGGUUAAAUCUGCUGCCGAGCCCGCCGUCGAACCCACCACUGAGCCCGCCGAGUCUGUCGUUGAGCCGGUUGAGUCUGUCGAGCCCGCUGCUGAGUCUGUCACCGAACCUGUUUCUGAGCCCGUGGCUGAGCCCGUUGCCGAGCCCAUUCCCGAACCUGUUGCUGAAUCUGUUGCCGAGCCUGUUACUGAGCCUGUUACUGAGCCCGUCGCUGAGCCCGUCGCUGAGCCCGUCGCUGAGCCCGUCGCUGAGCCCGUCGCUGAGCCCGUCGCUGAGCCCGUCGCUGAGCCCGUCGCUGAGCCCGUCGCUGAGCCCGUCGCUGAGCCCGUCGCUGAGCCCGUCGCUGAGCCCGUCGCUGAGCCCGUCGCUGAGCCCGCCAUCGCACCCGCGACUGAAAAGCAAAGCGAUUCUCAAGGGGUUGAAGAGACCACCGACGAAGUGAAGCCUGAGGUCGUCCCGGACGAUUCUACCGAGACGGCAGCAGAACCUGAGGUCAAUGGUGUGGUCAGCAGCAGUGGCGAGGUAGACCAAUCUCCAGCCGGUGAAGAGGAGGCCGCUAAGGUCGAAUCCGACCCAGUAGCCUCUGAGGAACACAAGACUGAAGACUCUGCCCCUGUUUCUAAUGGCGACUCUUCGGUUGAGAAAGACGUCGAUCCUUCCGCUCAGCCUGUCCCUCCAGUUCAGGAUGCCACUCCCGAGCCCACCGUGGAGGCCACCAAGGACUCAGAAGAGAAAUACUCGAUUGUGACUCCUGAGCUCGUUGGAGCUGGCGCCGCAGCUGCCAUCGCUGCCGGUGCUGUUGUCACUGGAGUCUCUUCCACGUCUCACAAAGAGCCUGAAGUCGUUACUGCACCUAAGGGCGAUGUGAAUGCCAAGGAACAGUCUCAGCCUCAUGACGGCAAGCAGGAAACUUCCCACCUCGUACCUGCAGCCCAGACCGCCGACAAUAAGCACACGGAAUCCUCCACUUCAAAGGACAUGCCCACGCCCGAGCCUGAAAGUGAUCCUGCUCUCGCAGCACUUGCUGGCGACCGCGAAGCUCUGCUCCGAAGGCUGGAGUUGCCAUCCACUGAACAGUUGCCUGCGGAACCUACUUUGUCCACCAGCGAUAACCAGGCUCUGAAGCCAGCCGGUCACGACGAGCACUCUCCUGUGUCUACCGACGGCCCUUCCGUCGCGACCGAGUCUAGCGCUCCUACCGAGGGCGAUGUCAGCAAGGCAAUUGCCCCCAAGAACAAUGAGGAGUCUCGUUCUCCCAGUCAAAAUCGGUCAGUCACUGCUGUUUCCUUGAACCAUAAGCGAGACAGCUGGUUGAGGACUAUUUUGCGUGCCGUCUUCGGCAAUUUCUUCGGCGCCAUCUUCUCGCCCUUCCGCCGUCGUGGAAGGACGGACCAGUAG